This is a messenger RNA of Lates calcarifer (barramundi perch), 3588 nucleotides long. Its product is annotated as G-protein coupled receptor 26. Gene Ontology annotation, molecular function: G protein-coupled receptor activity. Bases 734 to 1801 code for a protein of 355 amino acids. Gene Ontology annotation, biological process: adenylate cyclase-activating G protein-coupled receptor signaling pathway. The transcript is spliced from 3 exons. Gene Ontology annotation, cellular component: membrane. The record is from RefSeq and is a predicted model, not a curated record. Lineage: Eukaryota; Metazoa; Chordata; Actinopteri; Centropomidae.
AGAAUUUUGUAUAAAUUAAGUCAGGAUGGUGAUGUGACUCACUCUGGUCAGACACUAACUUGCAAAUAAACAUUAAUAAUGAUGAUAAAAAAUGUUUUUUUAAUAAUAUGCACGAACUUAGUGUAGGCAUUUGCACAAAACAUCUCAUUAUCAGAACUGCUGUGUUCGACGUGACGCUCAUGACAUCAGCCUCACCACCAGCCACGCAAUCGUGCGUCGUGCUUCUAUUUUUACACUAAAAAGCUAUUUUUGAACAGGGGUGCAGCGACGUGCUUUAGACCCUGGAAGAGAAGAUAAUAUAAGUGGCCGCCCGAGACCCAAAGCUUGAAGUACUUUUCAUGUCUUUUUUCAAAGCUACCCAUCGUGUCAACGCGCAAUUGCGCAGCCGGGAAACCCGACCGGAGACCAGUGGCAUGACAAGGGUGCUUGAAAACUACCGCAGCGCCUCACGAGAACGAGCCUCCAGCUGUGACCCCAUUCCCACGAAACAGACUUCCAAAUUUCUCCAUAACAACGUCGUUCAGGUGAGCAUCCUCUCCAUGAAUCCCCCGCGACUCAAUCGUGGACGCAGCUGGAGGGACCGCUUCGCUUAUUGAAGACAUUUGGAGCCCCGGGAGGGUAAGCAUGACAAUGUAUUGGACUCAUAACCGCCGCGACUUCAACUCGCGAUGACAGUUUGCAUCAGGACUGUGGAUGCACUCAUCAAAAGUCUGGAUAUUUGAGAGGAGGCACCAUGGACGCAGCGGAUAUAGUUGCUUCCGUGUUGGUUUUGGGGAUUAUUUUCGUGUCGCUGCUGUCCAACGUUGUAGUGCUGAUCUGCUUUCUGUACAACCCGGAGAUCCGCAAACAGGUGCCCGGUCUUUUCAUCCUUAACUUGACGUUCUGCAACCUGUUGCUGAGCGUGUCCAACAUGCCACUAACUCUUGUCGGGCUCGUCACCACGGGCCACCCCGGAGGAGGCAGCGGCUACUGUCAAAUCAUGGGUUUCCUCGACACUUUUCUCACCACGAACUCCAUGUUAAGCAUGGCAGCUCUCAGCAUCGAUAGGUGGGUGGCGGUGGUUUUCCCGCUGAGCUACCAUUCGAGGAUACGGCACCGGGACGCGGUGAUCGCGCUGGGAUACACGUGGAUACACUCGCUCUGCUUCUCCACGGUCGCCACCUGUCGCUCCUGGGUCGGGUACCACCACCUUUACGCGUCGUGCACUCUCUGCAACGCCAGGGCGAAGGGAUCCGGGACGCAGUUUGUCGUUUUCACCGUGGCUUUGCACUCCCUCACUUUCCUCCUCACGCUGAUCGUGAUGUGUGUAACGUAUCUGAAAGUGCUGAAAGUUGCGAGGUUUCACUGUAAACGCAUCGACGUGAUCACUAUGCAGACGUUGGUGCUGCUCGUGGACAUUCAUCCCAGUGUGCGGCAGAAAUGCUUGGAUGAGCAGAAGCGGAGGAGGCAGAGGGCCACCAAGAAGAUCAGUACAUUCAUCGGCACAUUUGUGGUGUGCUUCACACCUUAUGUCAUUACAAGAAUUGUAGAGCUCUUCUGCCCAGGGCCCAUAAGCCCUCACUGGGGUGUGCUGUCCAAAUGUUUGGCCUACAGCAAGGCGGCAAGUGACCCAUUUGUCUACUCGCUACUGCGCCACCAGUACAGGAAGACCUGCAGCCUCCUGGCUAACAAAGUCCUCAAGAGGAGUCAGCUCAACUCCUCCUCCCAACGCAGGAUGGAGAACAGCACAGGGAGGAGCGACAACACCGUCAGCACGGCCAACAACAUCCAGGCACCUGCCGACAAGCCGCUUGGCCAGUGAGGGUCGCCGGUUUCAGAGACAAUUAGGGUUCUUUACCAAGCUAAAGGUGGCUAUUUUACUCUGAGGUUUACACUCAUGAGAAGAGAGGUAUGACCAUAGAUUGACCUCUCUGUGAUGGUGUAACAUCAAAGUGAAUGAGAAGAUUAUCACCUAAUUACGCUUUGAAGGACGAGGCUGGUGAAAUUCAAUAUUUUUCUUACUGUCAACGAAUCCAGUGAAAAGACUCAACUAACAAAGUGUUAAUCCCUCUUUCAAUACUUUUCUGCUUUCCCAGCCUGUCUGUGGCGCUCGGCCCUGAGCUCAUGUGUUCCUACUGAGGACAUAAGUCUUAAAAAUAGGUCACAAAUAAAUACUUUCGUUUAAAAAAAAAGCAAAGUAAUUUCCUCAUAUAGCUGGGCUCUGCAGCUUUUUGCAAAUAACUCCUCAAAUGGGAGUGAAAAAUGCAUUUAUAAGGGACUAUUUGUAGCAGUAAAUUUGGUGCAUUAGUGAAUAUUUGCAGCAGCAGGACUGUGUACAUGGGAUUAACUCACAAUUAACCACAGCGUCCAUGUUCGUGGUAAUGAAGGAACAUGGCAUGGAAUGUGGCUCGUAGAUGCGUUUUUAAUAGUUUUUGGACAACAAUAGAGCUCUAUGGCACAGAGGGGAUAACUGUCAGCAAGAGCAAUAUGCUGAAAUAUACAGAAUAGCACUGGCCUCAUCCUUUCUAAAAGAAUAGACCGACCACUUUUGUAGGUUGUGUGUGUAGGUUGUAAUGGCAUUAAGUGUUUCAAUUCAAGUGUAACACCGUCUUUUUCUGAAAAGAAUGGGAAUUCCUAAAGAGAUAGUUUGUAGCAAACAUGUAAAUUUGUAAUCCAAUGUGAACAAGACAGUAGAACCACUUCUGCUAUCACUCCCAGGACUGAUUAGCAGGUCUUAUACAUGGACUAACUAUGGUCUUAUACAUGCUGUUAAAAGUUGGGUCAAAUCAGUAAUGUAUUAACAGAAGAGUAAAACCAAGAAUAUUUUCAUUACCACAAAUAGGUAUAGUUGUAAAUAAGCUCUAUGUCUCAAAAAAAAAUCAUAGAUUUGGCCUUUCAGUGAAAGAACUUUUACAUCCAAUCUGAACUGAAUGGCUGAAUUUCUUGAUUGAAAUUCAAGCAUAACUUCUAACCUCAAUGCCGGUUCUCUAGUACUGUAUGCAUUCAAGGAGUGAUUUAAAACAAGAUGAUGACUCCAACAGUACAGUCAUGUAGAGAACAGAUCAGUGCACCGCACCGAAGGUUUAAUCAAAAUUACUGUAUGUUGUAGCUGUGAGGCCUGAGUUCUAAAGUGCCUUUUAGACAAUGAACUCUCUUAUUUAAUCAGAACACAACAGUGAGGACCUUUCGCAUUUUGUCAUUUCCUUGGUAUUCUGUGGCGUGGUUAGGUGUGAUGAUAGAGCCUGUUUAAGGCAGUUUGGUCACAUUGUGGGAAAAAUUUUAAGUAUUGUUUAUUUUGUAAUACCACCGCAUUGUAUUGUUGCAUCUGGCAAAACAGGGUGAAAUAUUAUUUGAAUGUGGUAGGCAUUAUUCAGUGAUGUGUAGUUAACAUUCCAGCUCAUGACAUAUGAGCGACGGUGUGACGUCUGGAUUAUAAAAAUGAUUCAUUUUGAGAACACUGGCAAAUCAGGAUGUUGUACUUUUACUUUACUGUGACAGUAUGAAGCCUUUAAAAGGCAUAAAACCUAUUUAUUUUUGUCAAAACUGUGUCUGAUUUUUGCUAAAUACGUUUGUGAUUAUAUUGAAAUAAAUGCUGUGCAUUUUGACAUU